AACUCGAAGUUUGAAAAAAAAAAUAUCAACACUCCAAAACAAACACAGAGUUAUUGAAAGUACUCUAAACGUUUUCCUGGAUUAACUUCACUUUUUUUUCAUUUUAAAGAAUACAACAAGAUGGAGUGGCUCAACCAAACCACUAGUGACCGAUUUCAAUCAACAGAGGAUUUGAAUCAUUUUCUUGCUCACAAGUAUCAAAUCAACACAGUAUUGGUAUCAAUAUUGUUGAGUAUCGGCGUUAUCGGGAACUCGAUUGUGAUCUUGACUUAUCAUUUUCGAAUGAAAAACAAAAGAGAUGAUCGUUAUUUCAUACCAUGCCUUGCGAUCACAAACAUGUUGGCGUGUAUAUCUGCUUCGGUCAUGUCAGUGACGAUGAAUUCGAUUCCAGCCAUGUUUACGUCAGCGUCGUUGUGCAAGGGUCUCAAUUUCGUCACACGAUUGACUUGUGUUGAAUCGUUGACCAUGUUGCUGAUAAUAUCGAUGCAACGAUACAAGAAGAUUUGUACGAAAAGAAGGAAUCGAUUCUCUUUGCUUUGGAAGCGAUUAGCAAUCAUGAUAUCGAUCAUUGUGAGUGCGAUAUUCUCGUUUCCUACGCUGUUAUUUUAUGGCAUACAACAAAUCAAGAAACCUAAAUACAACAACAUUACAGAAUUUCAUUGUGAGCUAACAACUAACAGUGACCACGCCCAAAAUGGCCUACACGCAUAUUUAGCUCUUGUUGCUCUGUUGUUCCUCGGGAUCGUAAUAAGCAUCAGUGUCAUCUACACCCUCAUUGGUAAAAGAAUCCAUUCAAACAUACAGCCGCCUCAGAAGAACGCAAUGUCCACCUCCUAUGACAGUUUACAUUAUAAUUCUUUGUUGAAGUAUUCCAAAUCAGACAGUAAUCUACAGAACAGGCUCCAGGCGCCCCUGGAUGAGUCUUCCGAUGCUAUAUUACAGAAGUUUACCGAGAAAAACGGAGUUCCUCCAAAAAGAAGCCAAUCAGAGGCUGGAAAAAGAAAAUACACCGUGUCAGAGGUCAAAAAGGCGCGGUCAAGAUUGGGAAUAUUUGUGUUCCGAUAUUAUUAUAUGUUUGUCUCCAUAUCUUUUGUGACCUUUGUAUCUUUUAUACCACCAAUCAUCAUCAUGGUACUGGAAGCUAUUGAUUCGGAAGUCAUUGGUGACAUUUCUUCAGACUUCGGAUUUAAUGUCAUUCUACUUCUCCGCCGUAGCUAUCUCUUUAGUUACACCAUUAAUCCAUUUAUGUUUGGUUUGUUCGAUACAACUUUCCGAAAAGCCCUACUCGGGUUUGGCCGAGCCCAUCACCAUGAGGAACUCGUGGAAGAGCCACCCAAACAGUAUUCAUGGGACAAGAGAAGGGAGAUAAAUGUGAAGGACUAUAUGAUAGAGAACCAGUCAGAUUCCACCUUAGGGAGGGUACCAGGCCAGGUCAAUGGACAACAGUUUGUCAUCCAAAACUGCAAGAACUGUAAUAUCUAUGUGUUUGACUACAUAGCAGCCAUUAAUAUAGAUGAUUGUGUGGACUGUAAUAUAUUUCUAGGGCCUGUAAAAUCUAGUGUUUUUAUACGGGAUAGUAAGAACUGUAAAGUUAUUGUGGCCUGCCAGCAGUUCCGCACCCGAGACUGCAGUAAGGUGGACAUAUUUCUCUGCUGUAACACACAGCCUAUUAUUGAGUCAUCCUCCGGAAUGAAAUUUGCCUGUUACCAGUACCACUAUCCUGAACUCAAAAUGCAAUUCAAAAUGGCUGGUCUGAGUGUGUUCAGCAAUAACUGGGGAAACAUCCAUGAUUUCUCACAGGAUCCAGAUGAACAGCACCACUCUCUUCUACCAGAGGACUCCAAGGUAGAGAAUUUUGUGCCCCUCCCCAGUACAGAACAGUUUCAGUCAGUAACCGUGUCCACUUCUAGGGUGGAUAGUGUUGUGCCAUUAACACUGGGUCCCAGGAGAAAGAUCUCAGAUGAGUCCUGUUUGGUUGUAUUUUUCAAUGAUGGCAAGAACUCCAACAUCACAAGAGCAAGACAAUUCAUCGAUAAAUUAUAUGAAAGCAAUGUAAGUUUAUACUUGUUAAACACGAGAUAUAUCGCGGAGCCCAGUGAUGCUAUAUCACAAAAAUGUGGAUAGUUAGAACUAUACAUUCCAUUUGUUCAAAGAGGAUCUGUUAUAGGCUUAGAAUUUAAUGGUGAAGGCUGUAUAGAUAUCAUCCGUGCAGCACUUAAUGCAUUCCAGCAGGAAAAUAUCUGUGACUUUUUCUGUUCUGAAAGUCGCUCAGAAGCUGAGAAAGAGAUUGAAGACUUUUAUAAUUAUGCAGACAUGCAAAUGGCUGUUUGAUGACGAUUAUGGACAAUAUUUUAGAACUUAAGUGUUGUGAAAGUCAAUUUGUACUUAUUUUUAGAAGUGUACAUACAAUGUACAAUAUUUUUUUUAAUGUAGUUCUCUUCAAUAGAUCUGACAAGAAAUGUCUCAAUUAGGCCUCGUUGUGGCAUUAGUUUCAACUGUGAUGUUAGCAUUGUAGAACAAAACGGUGCAUUUAUCAUAUCAAGCAAAGAUACAAUUUAUGAUUAGUAUUUGUGAAGAGCUGAAGUGUUGUAGCUUUUUACAAACUGUAAACGUUGACAUUUAUAUGUGGUGAAUUUUACCAUCAAUGUUAGAAGAAAUUGUUGUUGUAUAAUUUGUUUAGCAUAAAUAAUUCAGGAUCAUGGAAAUGACCACCACACAUACAGAUUCUGGUACAGUUUUAUAUGGUCAAUAAGUAUCCUGUUAACAGUAGGUAGUUAGAAUUUUUAAUCUUUGUAAACCAGAAAAUUGUAAACAAAAAAAAAUAUUUUUCUCUAGGUUCUUUUUUUGCUCAGUACUUUGUUUGCAAUUGGGAUAUUUCAUACAAAGCCAAGAACCUUGUGAUGUUUGCUAUGCCUUUCCUGGACAGGGUUGUACUUUAAAUUGAUAUUUAGGUUGUUAAUCAAAUUAAUGUUUUGUUAUAUGAUAAUGUUUUACAGUUUAGUAUUUUGUGGUAGUUUGUAGCAUAUCAUUAUUUAUUUUACAAUGAACCCACCAAAUGAGAUAAAUCAAUCGCAGUAGUGGUCUCCCUUUUAUAAAUUACAAACACAAUUGUACACUUGGUCAUUUCGGGUUUUCCUGCCAUUGAUUGCAUAUAUGGGAAUUUACCUUUAGAUAGAAUAUAAAAUGUUUAUAUCAUGCCAUUUGAACAAGCAUACUUGUCUGUACUUUUUUUUUUUUUUGCAAAAGUAUCCUAGAUUUCUGUACAUGAAGUGGUUGCUUUUUCCCUGUACAUGUAUUAAUUUACUCACAGAAUUCCGUCCUUUUAUUACUCGUUAUCUGAGUUCUUGAUUUAUAUGAGAUUUGCAAGUUACAUUUUAUUAUUACUCUGAUAGAUUUUAAUUAUAUUCUGUAGGUUCAACACAAUUUUUGUGACUUGUAUGAAGUACAUCUUGCUUCAUGUUUCUAUUUAUUAAACAUAUCAUAAAACAUGCUUUGUAUCAAUGCCUUCAUUGUAUUUAAACAUUCCAUUGUUAUUAAUUAUGAAACUUAAAAUCAGAUAACUAUAUUCAUGGAAGUAAUAAACAUAUAAUAACAUGCAACUUUUUAAUACUGAUAUAAAUUGUAAAGAAUACUGUACAUUUUAAGAUGGUGCAAUGAACACACAUAUUUAAAAAAAAGUAACAUAGUUUUACAUGUACAUGUACAUAUAUUUUCAUUGAAAUUGUCAAUGUCAUAUGUGUAAUGUGAAUUGAUAGAAAAGUAAAUCCAUUCAAAUUGUC
Messenger RNA from Saccostrea cuccullata (small rock oyster), 3779 nucleotides. RefSeq lists its product as uncharacterized. The record is from RefSeq and is a predicted model, not a curated record. The transcript has 10 exons. Gene Ontology annotation, biological process: G protein-coupled receptor signaling pathway; post-Golgi vesicle-mediated transport. Lineage: Eukaryota; Metazoa; Mollusca; Bivalvia; Ostreida; Ostreidae. Gene Ontology annotation, cellular component: cilium; periciliary membrane compartment. Gene Ontology annotation, molecular function: GTPase activator activity; G protein-coupled receptor activity.